This is a messenger RNA of Trichomonas vaginalis G3, 1233 nucleotides long. Its product is annotated as concanavalin A-like lectin/glucanases superfamily. NCBI's taxonomy places the organism in Eukaryota, Parabasalia, Trichomonadida, Trichomonadidae. The transcript has a single exon. The record is from RefSeq and is a predicted model, not a curated record. The coding region runs from base 1 to 1233 and encodes 410 amino acids. Gene Ontology annotation, biological process: carbohydrate metabolic process.
AUGGCGUUGAAUUCAUCAUGGAUCAAUGACUAUAUGAGAAAUGGAAUGUCAUUCCCAGAUUAUAACAAGUGGAUUCCAAGAUUAUUUAUGUUGAAUAUUGAUUGCGAUUAUAAAUUUGACAAGAAAUAUGAUCUUGGCUACAACACAUAUAACUGGAAGGAAUUCCAUAAUACAUUACUCAAACCUUAUACAGGAAGAAGAGGUUACAAGAUAAUGUUAUCAUGGCAAGCUCACAAUGAUUGGUUAAAGACUCUUGCAAACGUUCAAUUAAGAGAGAAACUUGCAACAAAUGUUGCUAGUGUUAUCAACGAAGGAGAUAUUUGGGAUGGAACUGAUGUCGACUUUGAAUAUCCAUACUCUAAAGCAGAGUGGACAGUUUAUGGCGAAUUCCUUAAAUUACUUCGCCAGAAAGUCAAUUCAUCUAAAUUAGUUUCAUUCACUCCACACGCAUACAUCAAAGAUCUACCUAAAGAGUACAUGCAAUACUUAGAUUAUGUAUUAUUCCAAUGCUACGGCCCUAAUUUGAUUGAUGUGUGGAAAGAUGACGAAUAUAUCAAGAUUUAUAACAAUGUGUUAAACUCUGGAUAUCCACGAGUGAAGAUUGUUUUGAGUUACAGUACAACAACAUCUUAUGCAUUCAUUGAUAAAAAGCAUAACAAUUCCAUGCCUGAUGAAGAAUUGUUCAAGAAUUUAUGGAAUGAGAACUUCACAAGAGAUACAUGGACAACAAACAAAGAAGGCUAUGAUUACUAUUUCAACAGCUACAACUCUGUUUACUUCAGAGCCAAAUACAUGAGACAACAAAGAUCUGCAGGAACAAUGUAUUGGGAUACAAUCAGUGAUUUAAGAACAGAUCAUCCUCUUUCUUUGGCAAAGGCUCAGUCUUUCGCAUUAGAAGGAAAUGUUGAUUUAAUUGUCGAUAAAGUAGAAAAUGCACCACCAACUCCUUAUCCAUAUCCAACGCCAAUUCCAACACCUUCCCCUACAAUCACUGAAACGCCAACAUCAGAACCAGUUCCUCCUUCUCCAAAUACUCCAUCACCAGAACCAUCUAGACAAACGCCAUCAACAAAGCCAAAUCCGGAUGACCAAAAGAAGAAAACAAUAAUAAUUGCCUCAGCUUCUGCUGCUGGAGGUUUAGUUGUCAUAAUAAUUGUAAUUGUUGUUGUAUGCUUGGUAAGAAAGAAAGAAAAGCAAUCUGAAAUUCAUGAUACUAUGAUGACUCUGGUGUAA